UUGCAAAAGACUCAACAAGGAAUAAAUUCGAAGACAAAAAAAGAGAGAUGGAAAGUAAUAUUGGUGGAGCUGGAGAAGUAAGAAGAGUGAAAUUAGUAUAUUUCCUUAGCAGCCGUUCUGGUCAAGUUGACCAGCCUCAUCUCUUGUCUGUUCAUCAUCUCUCCCGUAAUGGUGUCUUUCUUCGAGAUGUGAAGCGAUGGUUAGCGGGUGUACGAGGGAGUGCGAUGCCAGACCAAUACUGUUGGUCGUGUAAAAGGAGGUAUAAAAAUGGAUAUGUCUGGCAAGAUUUAUUGGAUGACGAUCUUAUUACUCCCAUCUCCGAUAAUGAAUACGUUCUCAAAGGAUCUGAGAUUCUUCUAAACAAUCCAAAGGAGGAGUCUCCUCAUGCGGAAAAGAAAGCUUGGAAGACAAGAAACGUCGGUGACGGCAGUAUUGACGCUAAAGAAAAUCUACUGAAGUCGAAGUUUACGUCGGACAUAAUCCACAAAGAGUCUCCCGUCUUCUGCUCUCAACGUUCGACGGCGACAACGUCGACGGUCACCGAUGAAUCCACCACAAACGAAGAAGAAACGUUCGUUCUAAAGAAACCAGGUCUGAAAAAAGUAUCCGGCCAAGGAGACGGGUCGACAGGAAAAGUGUCGGGUAACGAUACAGAGUCAGGUCGAACAAGUGUAUCGUCGACGACGUCGUCUUCGAGUUUUAUUAAAGGUAAGAGCUAUUCGAGCGCGCGUGCCUCGCAAGUGCUACAGAAUUUGAUAAAGUGCGGUGGUUUGGACACGAACGACGCCGUAUUAGUGCCUUUGAAUAAGCCUGCGUCUAGGUCUUUUGGUGCGGCUUGGGAGGAUGAACGCAGAUUCCAAUACCAACAGCACAAUGCUCGAAAAAGCUUUGAAGGGGCAUGGAAUGCCUUAAAGAUGAAAGACACAAUUGAAUUUUGUAAACCAAAGGUGGCUUCAAGCAAGUCUUCUAUGGCUCCACUAUGCUCGCAAUGUGGGAAGUCAUUCAAACCCGAGAAGAUGCAUUCGCACAUGAGGUUGUGUCUAAGAAUGAAGAGUUCAUUGUCGAAGGAUGAUGAUUUGAUGACGGGAAAUAAUACCAUUAGACCGAACCAGCAACGCUGCAGAAACAUUUCGGGAGAUCCAUCAGGACAUCAACGUGUAGUGAGAGCUACUCUCAAAGAAUAAUGAAGCUUAACUAUGAUUGAUUAUCUAGCUG
This is a messenger RNA of Brassica oleracea var. oleracea, 1215 nucleotides long. Its product is annotated as protein UPSTREAM OF FLC-like. NCBI's taxonomy places the organism in Eukaryota, Viridiplantae, Streptophyta, Magnoliopsida, Brassicales, Brassicaceae. The coding region runs from base 48 to 1184 and encodes 378 amino acids. The record is from RefSeq and is a predicted model, not a curated record. The transcript is spliced from 6 exons.